Molecule: messenger RNA, 4204 nt
Organism: Oncorhynchus mykiss (rainbow trout)
Lineage: Eukaryota; Metazoa; Chordata; Actinopteri; Salmoniformes; Salmonidae
Product: gamma-sarcoglycan
Biological process (GO): heart contraction; cardiac muscle tissue development
Cellular component (GO): sarcolemma; sarcoglycan complex
Source: RefSeq, a predicted model, not a curated record
UGAUUUCCCUCCUUGACACUUUUGAAAGGAUCCCAGACACCCUUCUGUAUCUAUGAGCAGUGGCUUCUCAGAGAGACAUGAUUUGAGAGGGUAAUCAAAAGAAGGGAAGCCCAAGGUAGAGAGAGGUACAUUGGAUAUGCAGGAAGUGGGAGCGCCGUCCCGUGGUGAUUAGUUGGGGCAGUUCCAUGGCUAGAUUUAUGGCACGCAGUUGUUGAACGCCUGACAGACAUCGGAGGCAAGGGCUCCACCGCUGCUACCCCUUUUACUGCUGCUGCUGCUUCAGAGGAGCUCUGUUUGCUACCGGAGAGGAAGCUCUGUCUCAGCACACAAAGCAGAUGGUGAGGGAGCAGUAUGUCACCACCACCCAGGACAGCAGUGUCCCUGCCCCGGUCCCUGACUCCAUCUAUAAGAUCGGGAUCUACGGUUGGAGGAAGCGCUGCCUCUACCUGUUUGUCCUGCUGCUCAUCAUCAUCCUCACCGUGAACUUUGCCCUCACCAUAUGGAUCCUCCGGGUCAUGUGGUUGAACACAGAAGGGAUGGGACAUCUAAAAGUAACAGCGGAGGGAGUGAGGCUUGAGGACGGCAAGUCAGAGUUCCUCUUUCCUCUCUACGCCCAAGAGAUCCACUCCAGAGUGGACUCCUCUCUCCUGGUGCACUCAUCUGAAAACGUCACUCUCAAUGCCCGCAAUGAAAAUAAUGAUGUCACAGGAAGUCUCUCCGUAGGUCCAGAUGUGGCCCAGGGAAAUGCACUGAAUUUUGUCAUCAGCUCCAACACCAAGACGCUGUUUUCUGCAGAUGACAAAGAGGUGGUUGUUGGAACAGACACACUUCGUGUUACAGGUCCAGAAGGUGCUCUGUUUGAACACUCUGUAGAGACGCCCCUGCUCAGAGCUGAGCCCUUCAAAGACUUGAGGCUGGAGUCUCCAACCCGCUCUCUCAGCAUGGAUGCACCAAAGGGAGUCUUUGUCAAAGCACUGGCCGGGAACAUCGAGGCUGCAUCUAACAUGGAUAUUCUAUUGCACUCCAGUGAAGGACUGGUGAUUCUGGAUGCCGAGUCUUUGCGUCUGCCGAGUCUCCCCCUGGGACAUGGAGGGGUGUCUGGAAACGCUCAGGGACUCUACGAAGUGUGUGUCUGUCCUAGCGGAAAGCUGUUCCUGUCCAAGGCUGGGGUCACCUCCAUGUGCAGCGAAAGCCAAGAGUGCUAGCGAGUGUCUCUGCCAUCAGAUUAUACCAUAUUGAAUGAAAAUGCCUUUAAAUUGGGUACUCGGACACACUUUCAUAUAAAGCAAAAAAACGAUCACAACUUUUCAAUUCUGAACAAAACUGCCAGUUGAACUGCAGACAUAUCCUCCUAAGUAAUUUAUCUAUGGUGCAUUUUAUUGAUGGAAGUUACAUUUGAGACUAUUUUACUAUGUAACUGAAACAGUGACAUGACAAAUUUAUACCACAUUAAUAAGUGGCUUACUUCUGCAGAAUAGUUAUUGAUGCCAUUUUAUGUUUACACUGAGUUGAGAUGAUUGUUUAUUUUAUAAUUACCGUAUUAUGGCUGGGCAAUGAGGAGCUGGUUAACAGAUUAUAUCCUAUGCAAUAUGUUUUAUGUGGGCCCGGUUUCCUGGACCCAGGUGAAGCUUAGUCCACAAUGGAGAAUCUCCCAAUGAAAGUGAUUUUUAGUGUAGGCUUCAUCUGGGUCCGGGAAACCGGCCCAUAGUGUAUUAAUGUUGGGCAAAUGGAGAGAAAAGGAUGAUAUGAUCUAGUCUGUAGAUACACUGAGUAUACCAAACAUUGGGAACACCAUCCUAAUAUUGAGAACAGCCUCAUGGUGUCAAUUGUUCCACAGGGAUGCUGGCCCAUGAUUACUCCAUGUUUCCCACAGUUGUGUCAAAUUGGCUGGAUGUCCUUUGGGUGGGUCAUUCUUGAUAGACAUGGGAAACUGUUGAGCAUGAAAAACCCAGCAUCAUUGCAGUGCACCUGGCACCUACUACCAUACUCAGUUCAAAGGCAUUUACACCUUGUGUCUUGCCCAUUCACCAUCUGAAUGGCACACACACAAUCCAUGUCUCACUUGUUUCGAGGCUUAAACAUUCUUAUUUAACCUGUUUCCUCCUCUUCAUCUACACUAAUUGAGGUGGAUUUAGCAAGUGGCAUCAAUAAGGGAUCAUAGCUUUCACCUGGAUUCACCUGGUCAGCCUAUGUCAUGGAAAGAGCAGGUGUUCUUAAUGUUUUGUAUACAAAUGCAACCUAGUUAUGGUCUAAGAAAGAUAAUAUAAAAUAGAGGUACAGUUGAGUGUGUUUGUGUUACACAUUCAUUAUGCAAUGUUAAGCAAUCUGAUACAUCUGUUGCUAGAGAUUUUAAAAAGGGACUGUUUUCCCAAGUACUUAAUUCCAUCUCCCAGUUCACCAGCUGCCACUGUGUUUCUGUUGUUUUUUAAAUGUAUGCAUUUAUUGUGUAAAAUUUAUUUAUUUGUAUGUUUUUUUAUGUGUGGUAUAUGGCCAUAUAUCACAAACCCCCGAGGUGCCUUAUUGCUAUUAUAAACUGGUUAACAACAUAAUUAGAGAAGUACAAAUACAUGUUUUGUCAUACCCGUGGUAUACGGUCUAAUAUACCACGGCUGUCAGCCAAUCAGCAUUCUGGGCUCGAAUCACCCAGUUUAGAUUAGUCAGUCAAACUAAUCAGUAUACUGUAAGUAAUAACUUUGCAAGAAUAGGAAAUGAAAUGGAUAGUGUGACAUUUUGGCAACUAAGCCCCUCGUUCUACUUACCCAGAGUCAGAUGAACUCAUGGAUACCAUUUGUAUGUCUCUGCGUGCAGUAUGAAGGAAGUUGAAGGUACUUUCUGGAACCAUUGCUAACUAGUGUGGUGACUGGAAGUGUACAGGAACUGCUAGCAUGCAUUUUCAUCAAUCUCUCAAAUUUGCUAUAUUUUCUUUUUAAUACAUGGUUGUGUUUCUAUCUCCUUCCUUGGUAUAGGCCACGACAUUAAAUAUGCUAUGAUGUCGCACUUCUAAUCCUAUUGCACUGCAAUACUGUAGCCUACCCAUAGCCAACUGUCACAUACUGUCAAGGUUAACAGUCUAUUUACUUUUGCGCAUGCUUGGCUAUUGAAUUAGCAAUUGAUAAAUGGUAGCCUACUAUUUGUUGUGUGGCGGGAAUAAUUUAAACCAGUUAUGUCAGAAAAGGAAACACGUCCUGCAAUGUGAUUAUGAUAUAGGCCUAUAUAAAAGUAAAAUAAACACAUUAGAUGACAUGCUGCUAUGCAAUCUCUUUACCAAUGGCAAAUGCAUCUGUUUUAUCACUAGGCCUACGUUUUAAUGUUUUUAUUAGCCUACCAUCAUUAUAAAUCUCGUACAUCAAACACCUCCCAUUUUCCCCAAACAAGCAAUAAACCUAUUUGUUGCAAUGCAGUUGAUCAACCUUCUAAAAGUUGUGUACACAUAUGGUUUGAGAUUUGCGUGGAGAUAGGCACUUUCCUGUCAUGUUCACAAUUGAUAAAUACCAGUCUUUGCAGAAAAACUAGCGCUCGCAAGGUUCAGAGUAUUUUUUGUAGCCUGUGUGUUCUAUUUUAGGGAAUAUUUAUUGUACAUUUUGAUUUUAGAAAAAAAUGGUAGCUUCUUAGUUAUCUUGUCAUGACCUUGACUGUAAUAUAGAUUCUAAUGCGUUACUGUUCACCCAUGUUGUAUACAUGUUUGCUUGUUGUCCUUAUACAGUAAAUAUUCUAGAAUUGUCAGUGAAGUUGAUGUUUUGAUAAAAUUGUGGAACAUGUUUGCCAGGUUUUGUAUGUUUGAAUAAAACAUGUGCUAUUCUUGUAAAAAAGCUCCUGUCUUUUUAACAGAAUAACAUGUAUAUACAGUGGGGAGAACAAGUAUUUGAUAACCUUCAAAAUCGGCAGUGUUUUCCGAUUUACAAAGCAUGUAGAGGUCUGUAAUUUUUUAUCAUAGGUACACUUCAACUGUGAGAGACGGAAUCUAAAACAAAAUCCAGAAAAUCACAUUGUAUGAUUUUUAAGUAAUUAAUUUGCAUUUUAUUGCAUGACAUAAGUAUUUGAUACAUUAGAAAAGCAGACCUUAAUAUUUGGUAAAGAAAACUUUGUUUGCAAUUACAGAGAUCAUACGUUUCCUGUAGUUCUUGACCAGGUUUGCACACACUGCAGCAGGGAUUUUGGCCCACUCCUCCAUACAGACCUUCUCCAGAUCCUUCAGGUUUCGGGG